AUGGCUGUUUAUCAGACCUACGUCAAUGCCAUGAACGAGAGGAUCCGCAAUCAAUUUGCCACCUCAAACCCUUUUGAUUUCAAACACAUAUCGGCGCUGAGUAGUAUUGAGAAUUUUAAUGAUGUAGGCCCAUCGGUUGUGAUGGCAAGCCCAGGUGGGCUUCAGAGUGGGUUGUCUCGACAGUUAUUUGAUAAGUGGUGCUCUGACAAGAAAAAUGCUUGCGUUAUUCCUGGGUAUGCUGUGGAAGGUACAUUGGCAAAAACGAUCACUACCGAACCAAAGGAAGUUACCCUUAUGAAUGGCCUCACUGUUCCUCUUAACAUGCAGGUACAUUACGUUUCCUUCUCGGCUCAUGCGGAUUAUGCCCAGACGAGUGCAUUCUUGGAAGAGCUUAUGCCUUCUAACAUAAUUCUUGUUCAUGGAGAAGCCAAUGAGAUGGGGAGGCUCAAGCAGAAGCUUAUUUCUCUGUUUGCUGACGGCAACACCAAAAUUAUUUCUCCUAAGAACUGCCAGUCUGUUGAAAUGUAUUUCAACUCCGAGAAAAUGGCAAAAACUAUUGGAAGGUUGGCUGAAAAGACCCCUGAAGUUGGUGAAACUGUUGGUGGUUUGCUAGUAAAGAAAGGGUUCACUUAUCAGAUCAUGGCACCUGAUGAUCUUCAUGUGUUCUCACAACUAUCAACUGCAAAUGUCACACAAAGGAUUACCAUCCCAUACUCAGGUGCCUUUGCAGUGAUAAAACACAGACUCAAGCAGAUAUACGAAAGUGUGGAGUGUUCGACAGAUGAGGAAUCUGGGGUUCCAACCUUGCGAGUGCAUGAUUGUGCAACAGUGAAGCAGGAAUCAGAAAAGCAUAUUUUAAUGCAUUGGACGGCAGAUCCUAUUAGUGAUAUGGUGUCGGACUCUAUUGUGGCUUUGGCUUUAAAUGCCAGCAGGGAGAUGCCUAAGGUGGUGGUGGUGGAGUCGGAGCCUGAAACAAAUGAAGCAGAAAAUGAGAAGAAAGCAGAGAAAAUCAUCCUCUCACUCCUCGUUUCUCUCUUUGGAGAUGUUAAGCUUGGAGAGAAUGGGAAGCUGGUGAUAAGUGUUGAUGGAACUGUGGCUCAUCUCGAUAAACAGAGUGGUGAUGUUGAAAGCGAAAACGAAGGUCUAAAAGAACGAACUGGCACNGAGUGUUCGACAGAUGAGGAAUCUGGGGUUCCAACCUUGCGAGUGCAUGAUUGUGCAACAGUGAAGCAGGAAUCAGAAAAGCAUAUUUUAAUGCAUUGGACGGCAGAUCCUAUUAGUGAUAUGGUGUCGGACUCUAUUGUGGCUUUGGCUUUAAAUGCCAGCAGGGAGAUGCCUAAGGUGGUGGUGGUGGAGUCGGAGCCUGAAACAAAUGAAGCAGAAAAUGAGAAGAAAGCAGAGAAAAUCAUCCUCUCACUCCUCGUUUCUCUCUUUGGAGAUGUUAAGGUUGGAGAGAAUGGGAAGCUGGUGAUAAGUGUUGAUGGAACUGUGGCUCAUCUCGAUAAACAGACUGGUGAUGUUGAAAGCGAAAACGAAGGUCUAAAAGAACGAGUGAAAAUGGCGUUUCGUCGGAUUCAGAGUGCUAUGAAGCCAAUUCCACACUCUGCAUCUUAG
This is a messenger RNA of Ilex paraguariensis (yerba mate), 1614 nucleotides long. The record is from the annotation of a GenBank genome assembly. Lineage: Eukaryota; Viridiplantae; Streptophyta; Magnoliopsida; Aquifoliales; Aquifoliaceae.